UGGACCCUUGCGCAUGCCCAGAAGCCGCUUGUUGAAGGGAAUGGGCGGAAGUAGAAAGAAGGGUAGAGCUGGUAGGGGGGAUAUUGGGGGCCGACUUAGUGGUCGCCCCUCUUCUUUUUCUCUAAGUAAAACUGGAGUUUGGAGUGGAGGGAAAGAAGAAGGAUGUACACAGCGGGGACAGAAAGCUUCCUGCGGCAGGCCAGAGAGAUCCAAGAUGAAGAACUAAGAAAGUUCACUUCUCGAAUCACAGGCUUUCUCCAAAAUCAAGAUUUGGGGGUGGAAACGAUUGACAGUUUGCAAAGACUCUUUCUUAUUGUCUCAGCCACCAAGUGUGACCGGAAGUUGGAUGACAGAUUUGUGGAGCUUCUGCAGUCGGUGCUGCAUCUGCCGAAAGCCCCUGAGCAAGUCCAGAUUCUGUGCGCGGCCAUCCUGAGGGAGAUGUCCCCUUGCAACCGCCUUUCAUUGUCUUGGGAUCAGAUCCAAGAUACCAAGCUCUUGAGUUUCACAUUCCCUAUCAUGCUAGCACAGGGCAGACCCCAGGCAGAGGUCGAAGCCGUGGGGCAGCGCGUCGUGAAAGCCCUCGAGGGUCGCCUUCCCGAAGGUCAGAGUGGGCGGUAUCUGCUCCCCCUCCUGUCGAAGGUCAUCAGCCUUGCACCGGCAAGCCUUAGUGAAGAUCAAAUCAAUCUGUUCAGCAAGAGGAUGGUGGAUUGGCUGAGGUAUGCCAGUGUCCAGCAAGGGGUUCCCCAGUCCUCGGGAGGCUUCUUCAACCCCAGAGCAAGGCAGCCUGGGCCCAUCACAGAGGUGGACGGCACGGUCGCCACGGACUUCUUCACCGUUCUCUCAGUGGGCCAGUAUUACACAGAGGACCAGUGGCUCAACAUGCAGGCUUUCUCUAUGCUUCGGAAAUGGCUCCUGUGUUUUGGGAAUGAUGGAACAGCCACUCCAAAUUCAGAUGAUAAAUCGGAAGUGGACGGCUCAGUCAUGUCCAUGGUUUCUGUCACUUCCACCUCGAGCCGCCUGCUUCCCCCAAAGGAGCGCUUGAGGGAGAAGGCGUUUGAGUACUGCCAGCGGCUGAUAGAGCAGAGCAAUCGCCGGGCCCUGAAGAGAGCAGACAGGGAGCUGCAGAAAGCUUGCCUCGUCGAAGCUGUCACGCUCAUGGACCUCAUUUGCCAGCAGGACUCUUCCCACGUCUACCGCUCACUCUCCUGCCUCAAAAACCUGCACAGUCGGAUCAGUGGAGAUCUUGCCUAUGCGCGGGUGCUGCUUCCCAUUGCCCAGUUCUUCUUGAAUCAUAGUGAGACGGCCGCUGUGGACUCCGAAGCCGUGUACAGGCACCUGUUCACCCAAGUCCCGGCCCAGCUCUUCCACAGCCCCAUGCUAGCCUACGAGUUCGUCCAGUUCUGCAGGCACAACGCCCAGCUCUUCACCGAGAACCUCGGCCUCUUCCGGCAGAGCACCCCGAACCUGUUCAAGUUUCUGGCGUGGAACAGCCCAGCCCUGAUUGCCGAAUUUGUGGAUCUUCUGCCAGCUCUGCUCGAGGCAGACAUGGCUGUGGAGAUCUUUCACUUGAUCCUGGACCUGCCCUGCCUCACAGCUGCCCUGGACAUCCAGCUGAGGUCUGCCCUGACUCCUGUGUCCGAAAGAACGCCCCUUGACCCUGCCGCGAAGCCUGCCUCCUGCCAAGACGCCUUCCGCCACCCACAGUACAGGGGCCUCUUCCAGUACCUCCUCCGGGUCGAGUUUGGGCCCGGGGACCCUGGCAGCAGGCUGAUUCCCCUCCGCCAGCUCCUGGGAUCCAUGGCCAGCUCCCCUCGAGUGGUCCAGUGUGCCGAAAGUGUCCCUGUCCUGCUGCAGCUCUUCUUUGGGGUCAUAGCCAAGUUUGCAGACGGGCCACUAGCAAACAGACUGGUCCUGGCCCUGCUGGAAAGGAGUGACCAGCUCUACGAGAUCCCAGCGUUCAAGGCAGAGGUGUACAGAGUGAUGAGCUCCCAGCUCCCGCUCCUUUGCAAGCAGCACCCGCCGUUGGUCGUGGAACUGUCCAAGCCGCUUCUGGAGUUCCUGGGGACAGUCGGCAACAUUCAGAGCAAAGAGGACAUCUUCACCCACAUGGGUUUCGCUGUUCCUGUCCAAGAUGAGGACCUUUGUCCAGAGCCCAGCCGUCUCCUCCGUGUACGACGCCGAGGACACGGAAGCGAUCCUGAUGCGGGCCACCGAACUGAUGAACCUGUUGAGGAUGCCCAGCGUGGCGCAGUUUGUGUUGACGCCAUCGGCCGACGUCUCCGGCCCCCGAUUUCACCGGGACACCACCGUCUCCCUGCCCCUCGCCAUGAAGAUGACCAGCCAGCUGUUAGAAGGAGGAGGACCCAGCUCCCUUCCUGGCUGAGGCGCUUGGGACAGCGCGAUGCUUCUCAGAGUGGGGCGGCCUGUCUUUGCAGCUGGGAAGGAGGUGGGGUGGGUGACCCCACUGAGCGGGAGGCACCUUGGGAAGAGAAGAAAUGCUUUGUGGGCAGAGUGGGACCGCCCAAGUGUAACCCUUCCCUUUCCCCAGACGGGAUCCAUGUGUGCCUUCUCUCUUGUCUGGGAGGAUUUUCUCGGUCUCCCUUAUUUCCCGGGCCCUCUUUCCGAAUUGUCCACCCCAUUUCCAAACUUCUUUUCCUGUCACUGUAGAGGGGGUCCCAGUUCUUCAGAAGCAUUGAGCAUGCUGGAUCUGGGUUCUGCGAUAAUAAAUCACCUUUUUAGCAUCGUGCAAAG
Hemicordylus capensis (graceful crag lizard) is the source of this 2751-nucleotide messenger RNA. RefSeq names its product adaptor related protein complex 5 subunit zeta 1 (gene AP5Z1). The record is from RefSeq and is a predicted model, not a curated record. Bases 163 to 2667 code for a protein of 834 amino acids. NCBI's taxonomy places the organism in Eukaryota, Metazoa, Chordata, Lepidosauria, Squamata, Cordylidae. The transcript is spliced from 16 exons. Gene Ontology annotation, cellular component: AP-5 adaptor complex.